This is a messenger RNA of Galeopterus variegatus (Sunda flying lemur), 351 nucleotides long. RefSeq names its product centromere protein W (gene CENPW). NCBI's taxonomy places the organism in Eukaryota, Metazoa, Chordata, Mammalia, Dermoptera, Cynocephalidae. The transcript has 3 exons. Gene Ontology annotation, cellular component: kinetochore; nucleoplasm. The record is from RefSeq and is a predicted model, not a curated record. Gene Ontology annotation, biological process: chromosome segregation; mitotic cell cycle; kinetochore assembly. The coding region runs from base 19 to 351 and encodes 110 amino acids. Gene Ontology annotation, molecular function: DNA binding; protein heterodimerization activity.
UGGGGCGUGAGGGGGACGAUGGCGCUCUCCAGCACGGUCUCUCGGAGGAGGCAGGGAAAGCGGAAGGCUCCCCGCGGCUUUCUAAAGCGCGUCUUCAAGCGACAGAAGCCUCACCUCCGCCUGGAGAAAAGUGGCGACUUACUGGUCCAUCUGAGCUGUUUACUGUUUGUUCAUCGAUUAGCAGAAGAGUCCAGGACAAAUGCUUGUGAGAAUAAGUGUGGAGUCAUUAACAAGGAACAUGUACUGGCUGCAGCAAAGUUUCUUCCAGGCCAGAAUCAGAAACUCAGCAGACCACCAGUCACAGAUUCCAUGGCUUCAAAGACCCUGUCCAUCAUGAGCCCUGACAUCUGA